UAUUGAAAACCCCUUCAUUCCCCAACAUGCGGCUCAACUCCCGAGUUCUCGCACACCCGAUGACCAACACUGCAUCACCCACGCUCCCAUUUCCUCAGUUUGGUGUCGUUUGUUUCUACCCCAGACUUCACCGAACAUGUCAGGCCUGGAAGUCCUCAGCGUCGCUUCCAGCAUUAUCUCAAUCGUCGACGCAGUCUCAAAAGUCAUCAACACGCUCAGACUGGCCAUAGAGUGUAUGAACCAAAGCCAACACGGCAAUGAUCUGGAUGACACGGCAAAGAAGUCCUGCAGUGCGAUGGUGCAAGUUCUUAAAGCAUGUCAAGAAAAAGCCGCGCUGCUGGGAACUCUCUUCGAGGCGAUCUUGCCCCCAGGGACGACGCGCCCUUCGGCGCGCAAGCGCUUCACCACCGCCGUCAUCAUGACGCUACAUGUCGGCAAGAGCAGGAAGGUCGAAUCGCUGAUGAAGGGUAUCCUACAAGACAUCCAGCUUCUGGCGAACAAUCGUGCACUGGAUGAGGCCACUAGAGGCAAGAUGAAGGCCAGAAUCGAGAUGAAUAUAUCAGCUCAGAAUGAUGUCGUCCCGUCGUCGGGAACUUGUCCAUCGCCCCCGGCUACACGUGCGAGUCCAAUUGCUUGUGUUGAGGAUCAUAAACCUUCUGUGCCGUCAGUGCCGUCAGAGCAGUCGUCUGUACCUUUGUCACAAGAACCAAGGCCACCCAUGUCGUAUCACCAACCGUCCGUCUUCCGUAACUACGGUACUGGAACACAAAAUGUCCACUCUGGCCGCGGCAACCAGAACAUUAACAGUGGACAGGGUUACUUCUUCAGCGGAACAGUCACCGGUCCUAUCCACUUUUCGACUGCUGCCAGCUGUUAAAAAGACGCCACUUUAUCCAGGGCCCAGGCGGACAUCCUAUUCCACACAGAAAUCGUGGAGAUAUGUCACAUUCUUUAGAUCCGUUAUCACUUGUCUUCGAUCGCGCGGGUAUACGGGCAUG
Molecule: messenger RNA, 998 nt
Organism: Neurospora tetraspora
Lineage: Eukaryota; Fungi; Ascomycota; Sordariomycetes; Sordariales; Sordariaceae
Exons: 2
Coding region: 137-877 (246 amino acids)
Source: RefSeq, a predicted model, not a curated record